CGACAGCCCCACCCCCUCCUUGAAUGGGGAAAAAAAAAAAAAAACAACCCGUCUGUUAUUUUGCUCUUUGACCUAAAACUCCGACAAGAGACGGGACAACAGCGUCCCAUAAUCGGCUGGACAAUGUCUCGUGCUGCGGAGAGGCUCCGAGUGGUGGUCGGUCAUCUCGAUCGCUCCCCCGCGGUGGUCGCAACACCGACGUCUGCUCAAACCUACACUCUUGACGCUCCCAAACUAAAAUACACGCUAGAUAAUGACCUGCUGACACCCGAAGAGAGGCUCCUAUAUGAGCAAAACGGAUUCUUGGUCGUCAGGAAUUUGGUGGCCGAUGACGACGUCGCCUCGUUCAGAAAGGAGUUUGAACGCAUUUGUCAACAGAAAGUCGCCGUUCCCGGCUUGUUAGUGAUGAGAGACGUCGCCAUCUCUAAGUCAGAGUUUGUUCCGGAUCAGAAAGCCGUCACCAAACUGCAAGACUUCCAGGAGGAUCCUGAACUCUUCCGGUACUGCGCCUUACCGCAGAUCCUCAAGUAUGUGGAGUGUUUCACUGGACCCGACAUUAUGGCAAUGCACACCAUGCUCAUCAACAAGCCCCCCGACGCAGGUAAGAAAACGUCCCGGCACCCCAUGCAUCAGGAUCUGCAUUAUUUCCCGUUCCGGCCGGCCGACCGCAUCGUCUGCGCCUGGACGGCGCUGGAGCGGGUGAACAGGCAGAACGGCUGCCUGGUGGUCCUGCCGGGAACGCACACGGGGGCGCUCAAGGAGCACGACUAUCCCGAUUGGGAGGGUGGGGUGAACAAGAUGUACCACGGCGUGCGCGACUACAACCCACAACACCCGAGGGUGCACCUGGAGAUGGAGAAGGGGGACACCGUCUUCUUCCACCCGUUGCUGAUCCACGGUUCUGGAAUGAAUCAGACCCAAGGAUUCCGGAAGGCUAUCUCCUGCCACUACGCCAGUUCCGACUGCUACUACAUCGACGUGAAGGGAACCACGCAGGAAAACAUCGAGAACGAGGUGAAGGAGAUCGCAUCCAAGAAGUACCCCGGCGCUACCGAUGUCACCUUCCAGGACACGUGGGCUUUCCGAAGCCGCCUGGUGCAGGGAGAGAGACGCGGACUUUAAGACGACUUGCUGCUAUUAUUGUACAAGAACAGAUCGUGUUCGCUUUAAUCACAGAGCUAAAGGUUGAUGAUUAAUAUUUUGAACUUACUUGAUUCAUCUUGCCAUGAUAGUUUGAAGCAUUGACACACAGCAGCGCACUUCAACUGUGUGGGUUUGUUUUGUCGCCUUUCCCGCAUUUCCGUCGUGCGCGUGGUCUUAACAGACUGACAGCUUUGAAAACGAUGGCCUGCGGCAUGUUGAUUCUAGGAAAAAAAAAAAAAAAAAAGAGCACAUGGGCCAGUGGAAAAAAUAUUCUUCAACUCGAGACUCGCUUUAAGGGACACCGUUCAAGUGACGAAUGUAUACGAGAUGUUUUCACGAUGAUUCAUUUGAAUGUUUUCAUGAUAAACGAAAGAAAUGCUGCUGGAAUCAUUUGUAUUAAACGUUGACAUGGAGCGAAAAA
This is a messenger RNA of Syngnathoides biaculeatus (alligator pipefish), 1564 nucleotides long. It is a transcript of the gene phyh, whose product is annotated as phytanoyl-CoA 2-hydroxylase. NCBI's taxonomy places the organism in Eukaryota, Metazoa, Chordata, Actinopteri, Syngnathiformes, Syngnathidae. The transcript is spliced from 9 exons. Gene Ontology annotation, biological process: fatty acid alpha-oxidation. Gene Ontology annotation, molecular function: phytanoyl-CoA dioxygenase activity. The coding region runs from base 124 to 1122 and encodes 332 amino acids. The record is from RefSeq and is a predicted model, not a curated record.